Messenger RNA from Bactrocera tryoni, 246 nucleotides. Its product is annotated as 60S acidic ribosomal protein P0-like. Lineage: Eukaryota; Metazoa; Arthropoda; Insecta; Diptera; Tephritidae. The record is from RefSeq and is a predicted model, not a curated record. The transcript has a single exon. The coding region runs from base 1 to 246 and encodes 81 amino acids.
AUGCUGCUACCAUUAAGGAUUCCUGGUAUCAAGAAUCUGUUGGCUAUUGGUGUUGCCACCGAAGUGGAUUUUAAGGAAGCUGUCACCAUCAAGGAGUUCAUAAAAGAUUCUAGAAAGUUUGUUGCUGCUGCUGCCUCUGCUCCAGUUGCUGGUGUUGUAGCUGCUGCCGAAAAGAAGGAAGAAGCCAAAAAAGAGGAAUCGGAGUGCAAGGAAGAGGACGAUAUGGGUUUCGGUCUCUUCGACUAA